This is a messenger RNA of Trifolium pratense (red clover), 1183 nucleotides long. RefSeq names its product thioredoxin-like 2, chloroplastic. The record is from RefSeq and is a predicted model, not a curated record. NCBI's taxonomy places the organism in Eukaryota, Viridiplantae, Streptophyta, Magnoliopsida, Fabales, Fabaceae. Gene Ontology annotation, biological process: cell redox homeostasis. The transcript is spliced from 4 exons. The coding region runs from base 188 to 859 and encodes 223 amino acids.
AAACUCAACCUAUCCACUCACUCAAACUCAACACAACACAACACAACACAACACAACACAACACAACACACUUUGUUUCUUCUUCUUCUUCUUCUUCUUCUCUCAUCAUCAACUCAACUCAUGUAUCUAAUUCAACCUUCUUCUUCAUCAUCAUCAUCAUAACAAUAUUCUCUUGUGUUGUGUGUAAAUGGCGUCACCACAUAUUCAUCAUACUAUUCGAUUACAAUUUCAAUCUCUUCCACUUUCAUCUUCAACCUCUUUCUUCACUACUCUCCUCCCGCUUCCACCUUCCCUCGAUUUCUCACCAAGGAGGCUUUUCUCUCUUCCUCCACCGCCCUAUUCUUCUUCACCUUCCAGAAAACAACAAUUGCUUCCUUUCAAGGUAUGUGCAACUAUUGCCGAAACUGGUCAACCAAAAUGGUGGGAAAAGAAUGCACCAAAUAUGAUUGACAUUCACUCCACACAAGAAUUUCUGAAUGCUUUGAGUCAAGCUGAGGAUAGAUUAGUUAUUGUUGAAUUUUAUGGGACUUGGUGUGCUUCUUGCAGAGCAUUAUUCCCCAAGUUAUGCAAAACAGCUGAAGAAAACCCUGAAAUUAUUUUCCUUAAAGUAAAUUUUGAUGAGAAUAAGCCAAUGUGCAAAAGUCUGAAUGUUAAAGUACUUCCUUACUUCCACUUUUAUAGAGGGGCUGAGGGGCAGCUUGAAUCGUUUUCAUGUUCGCUUGCCAAGUUUCAAAAAAUAAAGGAUGCCAUCCAGACACAUAACACAGCUCGAUGCAGCAUCGGUCCACCUAAGGGAAUUGGUGAUUUGCUUCUUGAACCUUCCUCUGCUCCCAAGGAUAUACCAGCAGAAUCUGUUUAAUAAUCAUAAUACAACCUCCAUCCAUCUGUAGCUUUUAUAAGUUUAUCUACGGAAGAGUUAACACCAUCGGAAGCUGUGGUCGAGAAAGACUUAUGAUGUGAAGGUUAUGUGUAAUCUGUAUAUUUACACUUGUAUUAUUUUUUUUAUCUGUUUUAGAAGGAUAUAAAGCAGAAUUUUUCUAUUCUCUUUCAUUCUUGAUCAUUCAUUAGCUGAUUGUAAUCAAGUACUUGAAAACUUCAGUGAAAAUGACAUGUUAGGUCUUAAGUUGUAUUUAAUUGAAAAAUUUGUGCAUCUGUAAGCUGAAUACAGCUUGUUAUGGCUUCA